AUGAACGGAACGGUUGUAGAAACAAAUUCCACUGGGCCUUUUCUUCUCAAGAACUUCACCAAUUCGUCGCGAAAUCCAACUCUGCAAGUAGAUCGCUUUGGUGCCAUGACAAUUGUUAUUCUUUCAUUGCAAAUUCUCGUCGUUCUCGUUGGCAGCGUCGGAAACGCCUUCGUUUGCAUCAUCACUUCGCGGAAACGAAGUUUGCAGAUUGUAGGCAACCGCUUCAUAUUGAAUCUCGCAAUAGCUGAUUUGGGCAUCUUGUUGAUUGUCUACCCACACCACCUGAGUAAAGAGUUUUCUCUUUCGUGGCCAUUUGGCGAGUUCGUUUGCAAAACUUUCCUUCCAUUCACUGACAUAUUUUAUGGCGUUGGUAUCGGCAGCAUCACCGCCAUCGCGUUUCAUCGUUAUAGGAUGCUAGUAUACUGUAUGAAGCAACAAAUGAACUUACAAACAGCCAAACGUGUGCUGUUUUUAAUAUGGCUUUUGUCUUUUAUUAUCCUUGUAAUGCCCAAGUUUUUUGUUAUGGAGCUGGUACGCUUUCCAAAAAUACGGAUAUGGAUUUGCCAAGAAAGCUGGCCGAAUCAGUUGUCCAGAAAGAUGUACGAAGGUACAAUCGUAUUGGCGUUUUACGUAUGCCCUCUUGUUUUUAUCUCCUUGACCUACUAUCGUAUCAGAACCAAACUAAGAGACAACAUUCGUCGACAUGACAGUUACAAGCGGGCUAGUUUAAGAGCUAAAGGUAGUGCAGAGGUCAUCUCCAGGAUUGGGCAGAAUCGACGGGCGCUGAGACUCUUGGCUCCUGUGGUGAUUUUUUUUGCAGUCUGUAUGGCACCAGUCAGCUUUAUUACUUUAUUGUCACUAUUCUUAAAAAAUCCAGAGGAAACCUUCAACCGUUUAAAAUAUAUGCCGAUCCUUCAUCGCAUAAUUAAACUGUUGUUAAACAUGAAUUCAUCAGUGAAUCCUAUUAUCUAUUCGAUUGUGAACACGGAGUUUCGUCGAGAAUUUUCUCGACUUUUGCGCUGCGCCAAGACCAGGAGCUGCUGUGCCGACACAACACAAGGACUGAGCUUAAGUACCUUUAGAAAAAGUACUUCGAUCGACAAAUCCCGCAGCAAAUGGGGUUCUUUUCUUCUCAACAAGAGGGGAAGCUCCAGCUCAGCUAGGAAAUCCCCAGGCUCUGCAAGGAAUUCCGCCGAAAAAGUGUUCGGAAAAGAAGGCGAGAAGCAAGUUGCAGAUGCAAUUGAGUUGGCACAAAAAGUAUCAAGGCAAAUGGUAGAGGAGAAUAACAAAUAA
Porites evermanni is the source of this 1293-nucleotide messenger RNA. The record is from the annotation of a GenBank genome assembly. Lineage: Eukaryota; Metazoa; Cnidaria; Anthozoa; Scleractinia; Poritidae.